AAAUAUGCAAGAGUUCAGGAUAGAAGACAAAUAACAUUUGAUUUUUUUAGGAUGCUAGGAUGCUAUGAUGCUUUGCAGAAAAAAUAUCUAAGAAUGGUUGUUCUGGCAGUAUACAGCAAUCCAGAAGACCCUCAGACAAUUUCAGAAUGUUAUCAAUUUAAAUUCAAGUAUACCAGCAAUGGACCAGUCAUGGAUCUCACAAGUAAAAGCAAAGGCAGUAGUUCCAAUUUCUCAUCUUCUGACACAAAGAAAGCAAGUAUUCUCUUAAUUCGCAAGAUUUAUGUUCUGAUGCAGAACAUGGGACCUUUACCUAAUGAUGUCUGUUUGACAAUGAAACUUUUUUACUAUGAUGAAGUUACACCACCAGAUUACCAGCCACCUGGUUUCAAGGAAGGUGACAGUGAAGGAGUAUUAUUUGAGGGGGAACCCAUGUACCUAAACGUUGGGGAAGUUCCAACACCUUUUCAUUCCCUGAAAGUGAAAGUGACAACUGAGAAAGAACGAAUGGAGAACAUUGAUAAAGCAAUAUUAACACAAAAACAGUUAAAAACACCAUUGCAGGAAAUCCUGAUGGAUAAAGAUGAUCUGGAAGAAGAAUUUAUGAAUGAAGAUUUUUUCGGUAGUGAUAAAGUGACAGAGCAGGGAAAAAACGAAUCUUCAGAAGUUGGAGAAAUAAGUUUAGCUUGUGAAGAAGAUGAAAUUAUGAAGUCUGAAGAAAGCCCAAACUCAUUAUCUCAUUAUCAGGUUGAGCAGUUGAUCAAUAAGACUUCAGAACUUGAUGUGUCUGAAAGUAGAACAAGAAGUGGAAAGGUUUUUCAGAGUAACCUGGCUUAUGGAAAUCAGUCAAUGAAGACUUGUAAAGAAACUAAGAAGAGGAGUCGAUCUGGAUCUGGGAGAAAGGUCCUUCAACAAGGUGAAUUUUCCUGUAGUCAAGAGUCAGUGCCAAAAAGAAGAAAAUUUAGUGAACCAAAGGAUUACAUAUAGAGAUCACUUCCCCUUUUGCUUGCUUGUAAAGAUCUCAACACUGCUAUCUAAACUAAAUAUGAGUGUAGUAAUAUUACAUUUUAACAUGUGUCUUCUCUUACCCUUAACGUCCAAUGAAUUUGAAACUUCAUGUAUAUAACCUUAAAACAGUUUGCACACAUUUCAGAAUUGACUAUAGCUUAAAAUAUUAUGAAGAACCAAAUUUUGAUCUACUCUGAAAAAAAUGCUGAGGAAAUUUGUGGAACAAAAGCAAGUAAUAAAACUGUCAGAUGACUGGCUAAGUCAUUUUCCAAUUAGCAAUGAACUAUAUCUAUUAGGUAGAUUAUUCAUUUAAAAAUAUGCUCAUUAAUUUUGAAUUUGCUUUGCUCUUACCAUUCUUUGAAAUAAUAUAUUUUGAGAUACUAACAUUUGAGGGAUCCACAAUUAUAUGUGCUUGAACUUUGCCAUAUAAAUUGUGACUGUUUGUCAUUGUGUUUUACUAUUAAAACAAUGCUCUUCAGUACUUUUAAUAGCAUAUUAAAAUGAUUUAGAAUUUAUUGCAAAUAUUGGUAAAUUUUUUUAAAAUGUAAUACAGCAACAGAUUUUAAAUAUGUCUUUGUUGAUAUUUUCUCUUUCUCAUGUACUCUUCUCCUCAUAGAAAGUCAUCCCUUACUGACAAACAGUAUUUUUAGAGAAGAAAAGUCAGCACAAUUGAUCAAUACAUUGAAAAAAAUCUGAAAACCUGUAUGUAACACCUACUUCUACAAAGGGGGGAUGGACUGGAGGGACGUUCUCAUAACUCUUCAUUUGAGCUUUGAUUUUUUAAUUUAUUUUUGAAUUUUAGGUGUGGUGUUCUUUACAUUUAUAUUGUUUGAGCCACUGUAUGUGGCUCUGCUUACUUCAGUCUGCAUCAGUUCAUCUAGAGCUUUCCCGGCUUAUAUGUAGUCAUCCAUGCAUUUCUUUACAGGGUUUUAAUAUUUCAUCAUAUCCACAGAUCACAAUUUGUUCAGUCAUUCUUCACUUGCUGGGCAUCUUCUUUGUUUCCCACUUUCAACUUUCACAAAAUGUGCUAGUACAAAUAUUUUGAAGGCUCUGGGGACUGUCUUCUUAUAAGCCCAGUCAUGGAGUCUCUGGUUCAGGGUAUGGGCAUUUGAGUCACUUUAUUUGCAGAAUUUCCAAACUAGUGGUACCAUUUCAUAGCACCACUCACAAAUAGUGUGCGUCUCCUCCUACAAUCCCCUCAAUGUUGCCAUUUUUGCUAAUUUUCAGGUAUGAGAUGAAA
Molecule: messenger RNA, 2245 nt
Organism: Antechinus flavipes (yellow-footed antechinus)
Lineage: Eukaryota; Metazoa; Chordata; Mammalia; Dasyuromorphia; Dasyuridae
Gene: HORMAD1
Product: HORMA domain containing 1
Exons: 11
Coding region: 52-984 (310 amino acids)
Source: RefSeq, a predicted model, not a curated record